GUGUUUUUCCAAAAUUAGUAUUUUUAGAAACAGUUCUUGGUAUACUCAAAUUAAUUAAAUGUUGAUUUUUUUGAGAAAAAAAUGUGAUUUCAGGUGCACAUAAUAAAGAAUUGAAAUUACAUGUUACAGACCUGCUCAUGUGUUGUUAAGCUAUUGCAUCGUAAAGCAGGAUGGAGAACACUAAAUACAAUGACCAGACUUCAGGUUCAAGUUCAGACAAUGAAGGAUCUGGAGAUUCAAGGGAAAGUAAUUCCAUGAGACAACAUGCAGCAGACGGCGCAAAUCCAGAACUUGAAUUGUUACUUAGUAAAAGUUACUCAGAGCCCCAGAUUACUGAAAGACAACACAUGGAAAGCAGACAUGCUGAAUGGCAACAACCUGAAAGUCGACAUGCAGAAAAUCAGCAUGCCCAAAGCCGACAUGCUGUAAGCCAGUUUGCUGAAAGUCAGUUUGCUGUAAGCCAACAUGUUGAAAGCCAACUUGCUGAAAGUCGACAUCCUGUAAGCCAGCAUGUUGAAAGCCGACAUGCUGAAACUCGACAUGCUGUAAGCCAACAUGUUGGAAGCCAACCUUCAGUGUAUUCAUACUCUAGAACAUCACCUUACUAUUCUUAUCCUGUAAUUGACAUGAGAAAAGCUCACAGAAUUGGUAUGCCGCAUUUCCAUAAAAUUAGAAAUAAAUCUACACAGAAAAAUGACUUGAAAUUUGAAGUGAGCCAAAUGUUCAAUGUAAAAAGCAGCAAGAUCUACAUUAUUGAAGAAGAGGGGCGAAAGGAAGAAGUUUUAUUGAAAACAAUUAUCGUUAUUCUUCCAGACAAUGUUGGAGAAGAAUGUUAUCCAUUGAUAGUAGAGUGGUAUGAGUCUAUGGACCAUAUACAUCCGCAGAUUUUAUGUGCAAGAAUGCCAGUUACAUGGAAGGUUGCUGACGUAAAGAAACUACUUGCAGAAGAGUUUUCUUGGAAGGGACUCAUACUCUGUCGAAAUGGGAGUGUUCUCGAAGACAGCAUAAGUUUAAAUUCUUGUAACUUCAGAAAUCUUGAGAAAGUUCAGGCAAUGAAGCAAAGUUGUCACAGAAUUGAAUUUAUUUACCAGCCAAGAUCAGAUAUAUCAUGUGCAUACUGUCUUGACGUUGACAUGAACUGGUCUGUUAAACAGGCGAAGAAACAGUUCGAGACAAAUUUUCAUGCUGAAAUUCAGAAACAGAAAAGUAACAAAGAAUCGACCAUACAUUUUUGUUUUCAAGAUCGUCUGCUUGAAGAUAAGGAAUGUGUCGGUUUGGUGCUGCGUAAGAAUAUCAAAGAUGAGAAAAUAUCCAUCCAUUUCGGAUCAGAAGAUUCAAUAAGCAUUGAUCUGAAGUUCAGAGCAGGAAGAAAGACGAGGCACAAAUUGCUCAUUGUCUCUAAAGAAAUUUCAACGGCAUUUCUAAGAGCUGAGGUAUCAAAACAUCUUGGUGUAGACCCAAAAGCAGUGAAACUGACUUUUGAGGACAAGCUUAUUGACGAACAUGACAAUUUGAGCCAAGUUUAUAAAACCAAAUGGUGCAGCGGAUGCAAAAUUGCUGCUGGUGUAAAGAAAUGUAAGAAACUGAGAAUAAAGCAUCCAACAGAAUGGGAAGAGGUACCAUUUGAAAUGUUCAUGCUUGAACCUGUAUCAGUACUGAAGAGCAAAAUUGCAAAAAGAUGGGGUCUGAAAUUACUUCAGAUUUCUCUUUUCUGUCGAGGAAUUCGGAUGGAUCACCAUCAGCCUCUUCAGUACUACCCUAUCAAAAACAAUAUGGAAAUUUCUCUGCAUUUAUUCAAAUACAGAAUCGUUCUUAAAGUGGUUAUAUUGAAAGGAAAGAAGAGGAUCAGCCUGAUUAUAGACGAUAGUCACGUAACUACUGUGGACGAUUUGUUGAGGUUUUGCGCACACCACUUCAGUUACGCUCGUCAACGUUCAAGAGGAAUUUUCAAAGACCAUUGCCUGGACAGGAAGUGUACGCUAGCGGAAGAGGGGAUUGAAUCUGGAGAUACAGUAAUCAUAAGCUACUUUGAUCAGCCAGAUUUACUGCAGGGUAGCCUCAUUAAAAUAUUUAUGGUGCGCAAAGAUGGGCAUAUAGUACAGCGUAUUGGAACAGUUAGCUCGGGUCUUCUGCUUCAUGCCCCAAAGACAACAGAAGCUCCUCAGACGGAGGAAACUAGCCUAGAUAAUGGACAUGUACCAGAGGGGAUCCAUGUUUGUGAGGCCAAGGAGGUUGGUGUGUCCAGUACGGCUGCUCGAAAGUUGAAGUUAGAUGAAAAAAGAGAAAACAAUGGGGAAAAAAGGCCACUUUCAUUAACAGACAUUUUGAAAAAUAAACCAAAAUAUUUAAACAGAGCUAGAAGGGUAAUUCUGCAGAAAUAUUCACAAGCAAUGGAACAUCUGAAGUUGCAACGUCCGAAGUCUGAAGAAAAACCAUCUUUCUACCUUGAAGAGAGUGAUACUGAGAACACCACUGGAGGCUGGAAAUCUCCAGAACUGGAGUUAGACGAAGAAACUGGUAAAAAAACUGUUGUGUCUAGUAACAGUGGAAAGAGUGAUACUUCAAAUACUGAAGUUAAAUCAAAGGUAGAGGGUCUUCAGAAUCAAAGUACUGGAAGUGCUGACCAUGUGGAAGGUCCUGAGAGGAGUACAGAGUGUGUUAGAGGAGAAAUUGAAUCAGAUGGUCCAGUUAAUAAAGAAAAUGAGGUAUGCCAGCGUGUGAAAUGCAUUGAAAACUGUUGUAAAAAAAUACGAGAAGUACAAAGUGCAAAAGAGUUUGCUGAUUUUGAAGACCCACAACGUUCUACUCUUCAACAGUCUGCAAAUCAGGAAAGCAGUUUGAAAGAGGUAACAAUGCAACCAUGUCAUAAAAAUAUAGGUGAAAUGCGGGAUGGUGGUAACAGAAUGCCCCUAAAUGAAAGUGAACUGAAAAGUCAGAAUAUUGACUUUUCACCUGAAAAUCUACGACAGAAGAUUAAUUUUAAGGAAGAAUUAGUUGACAAAACCUUUACUAAACAAACAAGGUUUAAGGUCAUCGAAAGGAAAACUAAUGACUUGAGUGGUUGUGAGGGGGAAACAUCGGGCUGUGAAAGUUCUCAUGACAUCACAUAUAGACCUAAUAUAACAACAAACAGACAAGAGAAAGGAACUGAAACAGACAGCUCAGAUAUUGAUCAUGUGACAAGUAGCCAUGGCGAGGACUGUCUGUGUGGGAGAAGGUGCUUGCCAAGUGGAAAAUUUACAAAUUGUCCCUUCCUCCUGCAGUUAAACUUGCAUGGCAUUUCUGUGAGAAAGCCGCGAUCACAUACAGUUUCUGAAAGUGCGGUUGCACUUUGUGACUUAUUACCAUUAUAUCAAAGUCAAAGACAUUUGCCCCUCAAUCGAACAUAUCCAACAUUUGAAGGUCAACUUGAUAGAAUUCCCAAACCAAAUGCCGAUAUAGAAACUUCAGGAAUCACUUUCCCGCUUCUUUAUUAUGUGGCGAAACAUGUGGGAAAUAAAUGGAAGCAAGUUCUACGAAAAUUAAAAGUUGAUGAAAGUGAAAUUGAUGAAAUUGAAUAUAAGUAUAGCAGAUCCGGUCUGCAGGAGCUUGGACUUCAAGCUCUGAUGUUAUGGAAACGAGGCUUUGGGAUGGCUGCUUCAAAAGAACUCCUUCUUCAAGCCCUCCUAGAUGCUGGAUUGAAAUCUGUAGUGGAGAGCUGUGAAAACGUAGGCUACUGUACAGCAUAAUAUAUUGUUAGAUAUGAGAUUCAUAAGGCAGAGAUUAUUUUAUUAGCUCGACUAUUGGAAGAAUAGUCUAGCUAUUCUACUCACCCUGGCGUCGGCGUCGGCGUCACACCUUGGUUAAGUUUUUGCAUGCAAGUACAUACAGCUAUCAUUUAAAGGCAUAUAGCUUUGAAACUUAUUUAUUCUUUUUCUAGGUCAAUUACCAACCUCACUGGGUCAAGUUCCAUAACUCUAACAUGUAUUUUGAGCAAAUUAUGCCCCCUUUUGGACUUAGAAAAUUCUGGUUAAAGUUUUACAUGCAAGUUACUAUCUCCAAAACUAAUGCAGAUAUUGAAUUGAAACUUCACAUGUGUCUUCGGGGUUAUAAAACUAGUUGAUAGCACCAAGUCCCAUAACUCUGACCUUCAUUUUGGCCAAAUUAUGCCCCCUUUUGUACUUAGAAAAUUUUGGUUAAAGUUUUGCGUGCAAGUACAUACAGCUAUUACUAAAAGGCAUAUAGAUUUGAAACUUAUUUUUUCUUUUUCUAGAUCAAUUAUCUACCUCACUGGGUCAAGUCCCAUAACUCUGACAUGUAUUUUGGCCAAAUUAUGCCCCCUUUCGGACUUAGAAAAUUCUGGUUAAAGUUUUGCGUGCAAGUACAUACAGCUAUUACUAAAAGGCAUAUUGAUCUGAAACUUAUUUUUUCUUUUUCUAGAUCAAUUACCUACCUCACUGGGUCAAGUCCCAUAACUCUGACAUGUAUUUGAGCAAAUUAUGCCCCCUUUUGGACUUAGAAAAUCCUGGUUAAAGUUUUACAUGCAAGUUACUAUCUCCAAAACUAAUGCAGAUAUUAAAUUGAAACUUCACAUGUGUCUUCGGGGUUAUAAAACUAGUUGAUAGAAUCAAGUCCCAUAACUCUGACAUGUAUUUUGGGCAAAUUAUGCCCCCUUUUGGACUUAGAAAAUCCUGGUUAAAGUUUUGCGUGCAAGUACAUACAGCUAUUACCAAAAGGCAUAUAGCUUUGAAACUUAUUUAUUCUUUUUCUAGGU
Mercenaria mercenaria is the source of this 4753-nucleotide messenger RNA. RefSeq lists its product as uncharacterized. Bases 171 to 3728 code for a protein of 1185 amino acids. The transcript has 6 exons. The record is from RefSeq and is a predicted model, not a curated record. Gene Ontology annotation, cellular component: CD95 death-inducing signaling complex; cytoplasm. Gene Ontology annotation, biological process: TRAIL-activated apoptotic signaling pathway; positive regulation of extrinsic apoptotic signaling pathway. Lineage: Eukaryota; Metazoa; Mollusca; Bivalvia; Venerida; Veneridae. Gene Ontology annotation, molecular function: death receptor binding; caspase binding.